Molecule: messenger RNA, 960 nt
Organism: Pseudocercospora fijiensis CIRAD86
Lineage: Eukaryota; Fungi; Ascomycota; Dothideomycetes; Mycosphaerellales; Mycosphaerellaceae
Exons: 1
Molecular function (GO): tRNA (cytidine-N3)-methyltransferase activity
Source: RefSeq, a predicted model, not a curated record
GAUUCCCAAGCCAACCCACAAAAACGUACGGAUCCCUUCCAGUUCGGCACCAGGUUUCUGGAAGAAGGCGACGACAUUUUCGCUCACAACGCCUGGGACCACGUCGAAGUCGACCCCCAAUACCACGACUUCAUCGAGCACCAAACCCUCUUCCAACGCGAGAAUCAGGUCUCAGAUUUCGACAAGAAGCGCUUCAACGCGCAACCGGAAAAGUGGUGGGAUAAAUUCUACUCGAACAACAACGCGAAUUUCUUCAAAGAUCGGAAAUGGCUGGUUCAGGAGUUUCCGAUCCUGGGAGACGUCACCAAAGCAGAGUAUGGACCGGUCACGGUUCUGGAAGUUGGCGCUGGAGCGGGAAAUACUGCGUUCCCUGUCUUGGCGCAAAAUCGGAACCCGGAGCUCAAAUUGCAUGCGUGCGAUUACAGCAAGAAGGCGAUUGAGGUUAUCAGAUCUCAAGAGGCUUAUACGGAGCAGAAGCAGCCUGCUGUACUUCAAGCCGAUGUCUGGGAUGCGGCGGGCACGGAGCUACCACCUGGCCUGGAAGCAGGGAGUGUGGAUGUUAUCGUCAUGAUCUUCAUCUUUUCGGCUCUUUCGCCGGAUCAAUGGGAGCAGGGCGUGGCGAAUGCAUACGAAUUGCUGAAGCCUGGAGGAGAGAUUCUGUUCCGAGACUAUGGACGAGGCGACCUCGCACAGGUUCGAUUCAAGAAGGGGAGAUAUUUGGGGGAAAAUUUCUAUGUACGAGGGGAUGGCACGAGGGUAUACUUCUUUGAGGAGCAGGAGUUGAGGGAGAUCUGGUCGGGCAAAGGGUGGAGUAGUAGCAGCGAGGAGGAAUCUCAUACUGCGGCUGGCUUUGAGAUUGUCAAGCUUGCAGUGGAUCGAAGGAUGUUGGUGAAUCGGCAGAGGAAGUUGAAGAUGUAUAGGUGCUGGAUGCAAGGGCGGUUCAGAAAGCCUUCGGUGCAG